AUGGAUUAUUCAAAUUUGAAAGGCGAUCGAUUAAACGACAAUUUUAGCGGUAAAAAUGAAAUGAACGAUGAUCAGUCUGCUGUGAUCUUUAAAACUGAUGUUAAUCAAAUGAAUUUCAACUCUUUUAUCAGUCAACAAGCUGUGAAAUCAUGGCUGCCAUUACCACAUCCAUGUGUAUUUGCAUCGAAUUGGUCAUCAGUCUUCCAGUUUAAUUUAUUUAAACAAUAUCCAUUCUUUUGUCUCAGCUCAAAUUCUACGUCUCCACUGAAUAUAAUGGAUUCAGACGUAAGAACUCAUCAUUUUGGAACUGUGACAAAAGAGGCAAAGUCGAGCAGUAGUCAUUGUGUUGAUGACAGUGAAGAUAAUGAAGUGGUUUCAAAUCAUAGUGAACUUACUGCCAAAGACGGAGAUAAGUCAAUCACAGAAAAUGAAGCUGAGGGUCAGAAUACACCGUUGUUAACCACCAAUAAUCAUAAAGAGGGCAACAGUUUCCUUCCAAAAAAGUUUACAACUCGUGAAACCACGAAUUUUUUAAAAUCAUGGUUAAAUGAGCAUAGACACAACCCGUAUCCUACAAAAAAUGAAAAAGUUAUGCUUGCUUUAACCACAAAAAUGAGUUUAACACAAAUCUCCACAUGGUUUGCUAAUGCAAGAAGACGAUUAAAAAAAGAGAAUCAAAUGACAUGGGCGCCAAAAAUUCGACACCAUAGAAUAUCUAUACACUCGGUGAAUAGUAGUAAUACGCAUGCUAAUUAUCAUAGCAAUAACAACGGUGGUCGUAUUCACCGUAGAUAUGACUAUCACAGUUCUCAAAGAUUUAGUAAUAAUAAUAAUAAUGGUCUGUCCAAAUUCAAGUUUACCCCACAGACAGAUUUUUUGACGAAUCAGAUCAACUCCAGUAAUAUAUAUCAAUCGCAUGAGGAUAAUGCAACUCUUUUAAGAAGGCAAUUAAUAUUGGAUCAAUUAUUACGUAACAAUAAACAACUACAACAACAACAACAACCACAAGAGCUGUAUGCAUCACAGUUAAACGAUAGUUUAAAAAGAACUUCCAACAUUUUAUCGAUUAAUUCCGAUUUUACUGAGAUUAUCCCUGUACUAGGUCAUGUAUCUGUUAAAAGAACAUCUAACAAUGACAAUGUCUAUAGUCCAGCUGAUGAGGUUGAUGAUGACGGAACUCAAAUUCAUGUCAGUAAUGAAAUUAAGGAUAAUGAUGACCAUAUUUUGUUGAAUGAUAAAAUCAAUAGCCAAGAUACUCCACGAAUUCCUGCUAACAGACCAACUGAUGGUGACGAUGAUGAUGAUGCUAUUCCUUGUUCCACAGCAUCUUCAUUGCCUUCUUCUUCUUCGCCGACAUCAGCUAAAGAUGCUUCGCAUCGAAAUUUUCAAAUGAAUAUUUCAAAAAUUUGGUCAGUUGCAGAUGUGAUUGAUUAA
Molecule: messenger RNA, 1434 nt
Organism: Trichobilharzia regenti
Lineage: Eukaryota; Metazoa; Platyhelminthes; Trematoda; Strigeidida; Schistosomatidae
Source: the annotation of a GenBank genome assembly